UUCUUCACUGGAUCAUGCAGAAACCCCAGCAUCAUCACCACCAUCAAUUCCCAUCUCCUCUCCACGUGGCACAUUCCAAACCCGUUCGAUCAAAACCUCCCCGGUUUACCUGAAAACAGUUUUGUAUGUUUUUUUGUGCUUCAUCACAACUAUAUUAGUUUAUUACUACUAGUCACUCCCACUCCACUUCAUAAACACAGGAGCAGAGAGAAACAGAGAGAAGAACAAGAAGAAGAUGAUGAAGAAGAAGGGUGGUAGUGAGAAGAAGAGGAGUGAGAGUGAGAAGGAGAAGACGAAGAUGAGAGAGAGGAAGAGAAGGGCCAUCACCACCAACAUAUUCAGAGGUCUAAGAAACCAUGGUGGCUACCCUCUCUCUCAUCGCUCCGAUAUCAAUGCCGUUCUCCGCCACCUUGCCAACGAAGCUGGCUUCGUCGUUGACCCUGACGGCACCACCUACCGCUCCAAGGCUUUGGUGAAGUGUCCACUAUGUGGUUCCCGUGCUGCAACCGCGAAUUUGUCACCAAUCAAGCCCAAGGCCAACGGAAGCGCUUCAACGACGUCGUUGGCAACGUCUGGCGUAGUCAGCAGCAGCAUUACAGACCCUGCACCUGCAGCGGUUACUACGGCAGCUGUGUCAAACAACAUAGCUAGAGUUGGAGAACGGGGUUGUUCUUCUCAUGAUCCGUUGCUGUGUUUCGAUGGGCCCAUUUCAGUGCCCAUGUACACGUGUCAAGAUCAGGCGGGUGUUGAGAGUUGUGGCGCCAACGGUGCAGAUGGUGUGCCGUAUUGUGAGGAGAUGCAGCGGCAAGAAGAUGAAGCAGCGUUUUUGUGUUUGGAAGAAAGUGGCAGCAUUCACAACCCUUUGGUUGGGCCUAUGCCUUACUUCUGACACCAAA
Molecule: messenger RNA, 896 nt
Organism: Arachis ipaensis
Lineage: Eukaryota; Viridiplantae; Streptophyta; Magnoliopsida; Fabales; Fabaceae
Biological process (GO): brassinosteroid mediated signaling pathway; DNA-templated transcription
Molecular function (GO): DNA-binding transcription factor activity
Source: RefSeq, a predicted model, not a curated record